Puccinia graminis f. sp. tritici CRL 75-36-700-3 is the source of this 3102-nucleotide messenger RNA. RefSeq lists its product as uncharacterized. The record is from RefSeq and is a predicted model, not a curated record. Bases 94 to 3006 code for a protein of 970 amino acids. Gene Ontology annotation, molecular function: protein binding. Lineage: Eukaryota; Fungi; Basidiomycota; Pucciniomycetes; Pucciniales; Pucciniaceae. The transcript is spliced from 5 exons. Gene Ontology annotation, biological process: protein import into peroxisome matrix, docking. Gene Ontology annotation, cellular component: cytosol; peroxisomal membrane.
GCCGAGACCCGAGCCUGUGCUCCGAAAUAUACAGAUUAUCCGGUGGGGAUGCGGAUCAUGAGUGUCGUAUUACGUCAUACAUAUUUUGUGUGAAUGGCUGUGAAUGGUCAACAGAGCGGUCAACAGGGAAAAAAAGCCAAGAACCAACCACAUCAAUCUCCACAAGACAACAUCAAGAUGAGCAGCAGUGGCAGCAGCAGUCUUGGUUCACUUCUCCUACAAGGUUCAUCGAGCGACUCAUGCCAGAAUCAGAACGGUGUUAACCCACUCAGCUCACUCACCAAAACCUUCGAACGACAGCCAUACGCAUCUGAGCACCGAUUCCAACCCACAACAAUCAAGAAAAAUAAUACAGCAAGAACGACAACCAACGAGCUACACCAACAGCUGACUCAAGAACAACAGGCUAUCUAUCAUCAUCAGGAUCAUCAUAAGAACUGGUCAACGGCAUUCCUAAGAUCAGUACCAAUCCAAUCUUUCCUGCAUUCAUCCUCAAUCAAUAACCCACAAUGGCAAUCAGAAUUCAAUCAAUCACAAUCCAAUCAACCACGGCGUAAUCUAGAGCAUCAGGAACUCAAUCAACCUCGAAACAUUGUCCCUUCAACCUCACACCUUGGCCCUUCUCUAGGAUUCUCUCAACCAGGUCGGCUCACUCCACAUCACCAUCCAUAUCAUCCCAUCCAACCAACAACCCAUUUGAUCAAUCAAGAACCUGCCAUUCAACAUUCUAACUCAACAACCGCACCAGAUUGGGAUUCCGCUUUUCUCAAGUAUGAUCAUCAUCUGCCUAGCACGAUCGUCGCCGAUCCGGUGCAAGUGGAAAUAGAAGAACAGCGCCAGAUAAAUCAAGAACCCGAGUACCUUGCCAGGUCUCACUCCCCGAUCAACUCCUCAUCACCCGAUGCAUUGUCCAAAACUGCCGCCUCUCUUAUAGCCACAGUAGAGAAUGGAAAACAAGCUCAGAACUCAAUCGAGAUCAAUGAUCAUCAAUCGAAUAGCGAGAAUUCCACAGCAGAUAAAUUCACACAGAGUAGUUUCAUGGAAUUCAUGAGGCAGUUACGAGACGGUGAAGUGAAGGUUGAAGGUGAUAAAGUUGUCCAACAAAUAGCACCAGUCGGAGGAUCUAGUUCGGCGAUCAAUCAUAGUACUCAGAUCAAUGAUCCUUCUACGCUUCGUCUUCAGCCACAAACUUCCGCUGGCCUGUCAACCCAUCCGCAAAACGCUCAAACAUUUGGCGUCUCAAGAGACCUCAAAUCAGAACAAGAACACCCAACUCAAUCAAAUGCUCAGCCAGGACUCGAUCAAGUCGACAGUUCUGUAAGCCAGCUCUAUUCUGCCGAUCAAGCCCUAGCAGCUUAUAGAGAAAAUCUGGAGAAUGGGAUCCAGGAAAUCAAUGGGUUGAUGGAAGAGACUGAUGCGGAACUUGAACGUACACAGUAUCAAGCUAUGAUGAACCGCUUCCAAGGUGACGGAGGUGGGAUCUCGGAAUCAGAUGACGUCUUAACUGCCGAGUUGGAGGACAUCUUAAAUGCAGCCAGUGAGGUCGGUCGACCAGAGAAACAGACCUGGACCAAUACUGCCACACAUGUACCCGGUGCAACCGAAUCAUGGACCGAAGAAUUCGAUCAACCACAAAGCAUCGAUACCGCCACUGCCACUGGAGAACAAGAAAAUUUGGAGUUUGAUGAAAUGGGUAUGUUUGGCCGCCCGAUCCACGCUCGAGAGUUCGAAUUGGAGCGUCUCAAACGACUUCAACAACUACCAUCAGCACAACAACAGGAAUGGGAAAGGCUUCAUAGUGACUGGGAAACUAUGGCGAACGAUCUGGGAAAACUGACUGUCGAAGAAUCUACUUCUAGUUCAACUACGAUCUCACCAGCCAUGUAUUUAGAACGAAUUAGCACCCUUAAAGCCGAAACUGGAUACAAUUUCCAACAAGCCAACCCACAGCUCUUCAUACGACCAGACCAAACAAACAGAUCCAUGCAUCACUCAAUCCACGAGCCAUGGGAAGACUCCACCCUAGAUGCAGAGAACAUUUCACCACUGGAAUCAGUCCUCCAGAAGGAGAAAGAAGUCUUGAGUGAUCCCUCGUCGGCGAUUGCAUGGUACGAACUUGGGGUGAAACAGCAGGAGAACGAGCGUGAAGAGAUGGCCAUCCAAGCUCUCCAACAAGCCAUCAAAUUAGAUCCCGAACUCUCCGAUGCCAUCUUGGCGCUUGCGAUCAGUUAUUCGAACGAGAAUCGUCGGGCAGAAGCGUUUGAAGAGAUCGAGCGAUGGAUCGAGGUGGAGAGUUCUCGGGUACCCAAGUAUCGUCACGUGGCCCUCGCUCACUCGGCUCCACAACAGAACGGGGCAGACCAUAUAACAGGAUCGAUGACGGAGGAGGAUGGCCCAUCGAGGCUGAAGGCAAAGCAUGGAGAAUUGACGGGUCGGUUGAUCGAGCUAGCUCGACUUGGUGGAAGGAUCCCUGAGUCCGCCUCGGUCGACCCAGACGUUCAAAUCGCCCUCGGAGUCCUCUUUAACUCUAACGACGAAUUCGAAAAGGCUUGUGAUUGCUUUAGUACCGCUCUCGCCGUCCGUCCCGAUGACCCUCUUCUCUUUAAUCGCCUUGGUGCUACUUUGGCUAAUUCUGGUAAACCCGAAGAAGCUAUCGAGUAUUAUCAUAGAGCGAUCGAAUUAUCACCGAGUUAUAUUCGAGCUAGAUAUAACUUGUCGAUCUCGUUAAUCAACCUGGGAAAAUAUAUGGACUCGAUCAGAAAUCUUUUUGAUGCUUUGGUCAUCCAGGAUCAAGCUUCUUCUUCUGCAUCAACCUCUUCUCUCGGGUUCUCUGGGGUCGAUCAUCAAGCUACUAGUGGAGUCACUUCGGACGUCUUGUGGCAAACGUUGGAAAUCAAUUGUUCUUUAGUCAAAAAUCAUUUCAUUCAUUCUCAAAAUGACUUGGAAUCUUGUCUCGUUAACAAAGAUUUGACUCAGCUCAAAGCCAUUCUUCCCGCUUUCAUUUAAUUCUUUCCGUUCUUCCCCUAUAGACUCUCUCGCUUUUCUUUCUUUUGUACAUCUUUUUUUUAUAACCUAAAUUAAAUAAUUUCAAUCAAUCAAAAA